GAGCUAGACAUUUUUUAUCUUUUUUAAUUUUUUUUAUUGUUAAAUAUGUAUAGCAAGUGCUAGAGACUCCCACUAGAAUUUCCGAUUCGUGGAUAAGUACGCCACUGAAAUAUAAACACUUGUUUGGGGGAUUGUGUAAAAAAUAACCACAAAUUAAUUCAAAAAUUCAGGAAUUUCGUAUCAAUAUAUUUCAGGAUUGAACCUGUAAAAAUAAAUGCUAAUUAAAACUCUGACGAGUUAAUAAUACUUCCAGGUUGUUAAAGAUUUGAUUCUAUUUAUUCUCCUUUUAAAAAUAAACAUGUACCCUAAAUUAAUUAACCUAUACCUAUUUUCAGUGUUUCAGCACUAUCUUAGCAGAAUGGGUCUCGGCGAGGAGGUGAAACCGGGGACCUUACUACUGACUGAACAGCCCUUUGUUUAUGUUCUUACAUCUAAAUACAGGACGGAAUAUUGCGAUUUUUGUUUUGCAAAGAGUGAACUGCGAAAGUGUGCCAGUUGCCACUAUGUGUAUUAUUGUGGAAGGUCUUGUCAGAAAGACGGAUGGUCGAUUCAUAAGCACGAGUGCAAUAAUUUAAAGAGAAUAUCGCCUAGAAUAAUUCCAGAUGCAGCCAGGUUAUUAUCACGUAUAUUAAAAAAAUUAGCCAAAGGAGGUUCCGAAAUUAAAUCGUAUUACACUAAAACCAAAUAUAGAAAAUUUAAAGAUUUAAUGUCGCAUUAUACAAAUAUAAAGGAUGAUAUUAAUCGAAUAGAACAUUUUCAAUCCUUGUGUGGAGUUUUAAACGACUUUCUGGGUACAGAUUUCAUUCCUAAUCCAAUUGAACUAAUGGGUAUGUAUGGAAGAAUGUGCGUUAAUAGUUUUAACAUAUGCGACGAAGAGUUAAAAAGUUUAGGCACCGGGAUUUAUUUGGCGGCAUCCAUUAUAGAUCAUUCAUGCCAACCCACUGCUGUGGCAACAUUUCAAGGAACUCGUUUAAAUAUUCGUGCUACUGAAACAAUGCCUUGUUUAAACUGGGACAAAGUUUUUGUCAGCUACAUUGAUACAUUAUAUAAACCUGAGGCACGCCAGAAGGAAUUGAUGGCAACAUACUACUUCAUGUGUCAAUGUCCCAAAUGUUUAGAUCCUUUGGAACCUAUUCAUAUGUCUGCGGCAGCUUGUUCUAAUCCACACUGCGAUUCCUUAGUAGAAAUAAGGGACUAUGACCAAGUUUCAAACUGUGACCAGUGUGACUCCCCCAUUUCUCGACAGUUUAAGCAGCUCUAUAAGGAUGUAACUGAAUUUACAGAUGUCCAUUUGCAGAAUAUGAAAUUAGCAUAUCUAGACGUCUGUAAAGUCUGCUUAAACAGGCACAAAGGGGUUCUGCACAAUUUAAACAUACAGCAUGUAAGAAUUUUAGAUUCAGCCUUCGAAAGUAGUAUUGAUUUUGGACAAUGGGAUGACGCAAAAAUAUUUGGCAUAUCUUUAAUUGCUGGUUACAGAAAAUAUUUGGGUGACACUCAUCCGUUGCUAGGUAUUUUGUAUUUGAAGUUAGCCAAGAUUUUGAUCUAUCAGGAAAAUAUUCAAGAUGGGAAACAGUAUUUACACAAUGCGUGUAAGAUAAUUAAAAUAACUCAUGGAGAAGAUAGUAAUUUGUAUAGAAGUGAAAUAGCGUCUUUAAUUCAGAAUUGUAUGUACUAAUAUUAAUUAUGUCAUUAAUUAAUAAACUAAGAUA
Messenger RNA from Photinus pyralis (common eastern firefly), 1709 nucleotides. Its product is annotated as histone-lysine N-methyltransferase SMYD3-like. The transcript has 7 exons. The coding region runs from base 299 to 1675 and encodes 458 amino acids. Gene Ontology annotation, cellular component: nucleus. Gene Ontology annotation, molecular function: protein binding. The record is from RefSeq and is a predicted model, not a curated record. Lineage: Eukaryota; Metazoa; Arthropoda; Insecta; Coleoptera; Lampyridae.